AGACACUAGGUGAACCAUAUAGAUGCACAUGUUUACGUCAUGAAAGAUGAGAACAAAGAUCAAAGAGUAAGUACUAUCUUAGGUUAAAUACCUCACACAAAUUCAGACAUCAAGAUGACAAUAAAGACGAUUAUUGCUUUGAUUUUUAAUUUAGGGGCUGUUGUAGUUGCACCACCAGGAGGGCAUGUACCAAGUCCAGCAGAAGUUGAUGCUGCUAUUGUCAAUAUAGAACUGCAUUAUAAUGAGGGGUUAUGUUUGGAGCUUUUGCUUGUGGACUGUGCCACUCAUGUAAUACAAGGAGACGAGAAAGUGUGCGGAUCCGACGGAAUUACAUACGAAAAUCACUGCAAAUUCAUACAUGCUAUGUGCGAGUUUUCCCACUCAACUGGGCAGCAUCAUCUAAGUCUUGGUCAUCGUGGCGAAUGCAUGACAAGUACAUUGCCCUCGCCAACAGCAGUUAUUGGAUCGACAAUGCCUCCAGCAACAUCGGUCAUGGAUUCAACAAUUUCCACAGCAACGGUAGUUAUGGGAUCGACUAUGCAACAAGUAUCAUCGGCCAUUGGUUCAACAAUGCUCCCAGGAACAGCGGUUCAAGGAUCACCAUCAACAAUGCAACCAGCAACUGUUGGCACUUCAACUACCACGGUGAUUGUGACAACCACAAAGGACCCUAUUGCAGAUAUCAUGCAAAAGGUGUUCUGUCAAAACGUUGCAACAAUCAACUGUGGAAAUUCGUUUGAAAUCCUCUGUGGAUCCGAUGGACAAUAUUAUCCAAAUCAAUGUGAGAUGUCAAAACAAAAAUGUAAGGACCCAUCACUUACCGUGGCCGACAAAUCUGUCUGUCCAGUUUCGGGGCGAUAAUUGAUAAAACAUCUUUAUUGUAUUCUUGGGAAAAUACAAAUAUAUUAGUUACUGUUUCAA
Molecule: messenger RNA, 921 nt
Organism: Ruditapes philippinarum (Manila clam)
Lineage: Eukaryota; Metazoa; Mollusca; Bivalvia; Venerida; Veneridae
Exons: 4
Coding region: 115-861 (248 amino acids)
Molecular function (GO): protein binding
Source: RefSeq, a predicted model, not a curated record